AUGCCAGACGUAGCUCAGCGAUCUUCCACCGCCUCGAAGCCCACCGCCGGCCUCGGUGGCGGUGACAAGGCGAAACACGCAAUGACCUCCACCUGGCCCUCGAAGGCGCAAGACCAACGCACAACCUCCGAACGCUUGCUCGCCAUGAUGGGCGUGGCCUCGUACUCGUCGCUCAAGACACCCACUCCAACCGAGCCUCCCGUCUAUCCAAAAGAUGCGCCUGUCCCCGUCUUUCCGCUCUGGAAGAUGUACCUCUUCGUCACACCCAGGGUCGCCGCUCCGCUCCUCGCCCACGCUGCAUUCCAAGCUCUCACGGGCAUCACCCUCAGCAGAGGCGCAGCAAUGGCAUUGUACAGUGUCAGCCUCAUCUUGAUCGGUAUCAGCUUUGUACAGUGGUGCAACCGCACCGCUCUCCAAUUCGGCACAUUCGACGCCCAGGCAGGCAGAGACGGUGUGCCCGACGUCGACACCUGGCACGUCGUGCGCGAGCUGCUCUUCAUCGCCAUCAGCCGGCCCCUCGUCGGCGUCUACUUUCUCUACCGUCCUGGAGAGUCGCUCCUCACCCUCAAGAGCGUCCUCAUGUUCCCGCUCAACAUGUUCAUCUACGCCGUCAUCCUCGACUUUUACUUUUACUGGUACCAUCGCCUCAUGCACGAGGUGGGCCUCCUCUGGCGCUUCCACCGCAAGCAUCACACCACCAAGCAUCCCAACGCUGCGCUCAGCGCAUUUGCCGAUCACGAGCAGGAGCUCUUUGAUGCGCUCUUCAUCCCCGCCCUCACGUGGUUCACCUGGCGCAUCGACUUUGCCACCUGGUUCGGCACCACCGUGUACAUCCUCUACGUCGAGGCCUUCGGUCACUCGGGCAUCCGCGCCUACUUCCAGAUCCCCACCACCUGGCCCCUCCGCUUCGUCGGCGCCGAGCUCUGCAUCGAGGAUCACGACCUCCACCACCGCCAGGGCUGGAAGAAGUCCGGCAACUACGGCAAGCAGACGCGUCUCUGGGACUCCAUCUUCGGCACUUGCAAGCCCAGGAUCGAGUCCACCCAGCAAAACAUCGACUGGAACCUCUCCACCCCGCCUCCCCUGCCCAACCAUUCCACAUAG
Moesziomyces antarcticus is the source of this 1104-nucleotide messenger RNA. RefSeq lists its product as uncharacterized. Lineage: Eukaryota; Fungi; Basidiomycota; Ustilaginomycetes; Ustilaginales; Ustilaginaceae. Gene Ontology annotation, molecular function: iron ion binding; C-4 methylsterol oxidase activity. The coding region runs from base 1 to 1104 and encodes 367 amino acids. Gene Ontology annotation, biological process: ergosterol biosynthetic process. The record is from RefSeq and is a predicted model, not a curated record. The transcript has a single exon.